Molecule: messenger RNA, 1897 nt
Organism: Mangifera indica (mango)
Lineage: Eukaryota; Viridiplantae; Streptophyta; Magnoliopsida; Sapindales; Anacardiaceae
Product: laccase-14-like
Exons: 7
Coding region: 28-1737 (569 amino acids)
Biological process (GO): lignin catabolic process
Cellular component (GO): apoplast
Molecular function (GO): hydroquinone:oxygen oxidoreductase activity; copper ion binding
Source: RefSeq, a predicted model, not a curated record
AAGAAGGCAACCUGAGAACACAUAAGAAUGGAUACCAAGAAAAUGGAUUUUAAUUUUGGGUUUUUAGGGUUCUUGUUACUUGAUGGCCUGCUUCUUUCCAUGGCUCAGCGUCCCAACACCCACCGUCAUGAUUUUGUGCUAAAAGAAGCCAAUUUUACAAAGAUGUGUAGCACAAAAAGCAUGUUAACUGUAAAUGGAAGUUUCCCAGGGCCAACGAUUGUGGCUCGUAAAGGGGAUACUAUGUUCAUUAAUGUCAUCAACCAAGGGAUAUAUGGUGUCACCAUUCACUGGCAUGGAGUGAAGCAGCCAAGGAAUCCAUGGUCAGAUGGCCCUGAGAACAUAACACAGUGUCCGAUUGGACCUGGAACCAACUUCACUUAUCAGGUGAUAUUAUCAACAGAGGAAGGAACCCUUUGGUGGCAUGCCCACAGUGACUGGACUCGAGCCACUGUCCACGGUGCCAUUAUCAUUUUACCAGCUGUUGGAAAAACUUAUCCAUUUCCAAAGCCUUAUAUGGAACAGACAAUCGUACUUGCCUCAUGGUUCAAGGAAGACGUGAUGGCGAUGAUUACUUAUUCAAUCGCAACUGGAACCACUCCAGCUUUGGCUGAUGGGUACACUAUCAACGGCGAACCAGGGGACUUGUAUGAAUGCUCCAAUGAGACAACAUAUCGGUUAUCAGUUGAAUACGGCAAAACUUAUCUUCUUCGCAUUGUGAACGCUGUGAUGAAUUUCCAACAAUUUUUCGGAAUCGCAAGACACAACCUCACAGUUGUUGCGCAAGAUGCAGCUUACAUAAAACCAAUAAACACCAGUUACAUAAUGAUCAGUCCUGGCCAAACAAUGGAUGUCUUGUUCACGGCUAACCAAAAUCUUAGCCAUUACUACAUGGCUUCUACUCCUUACAGUGAUAGUGUUGUUGCAUUUCCCAACUCCACCACCACAGCAAUUGUUCAAUAUAAAGGCAAUUAUACCGCCCCUUCAUCUCCUUUCUUCCCAACUCUUCCUGCCUAUAAUGACAUAAAUGCUGCUCAAAACUUCACCAAGGCUAUAAAGAGUUUAGCAAAAAGAGAUUAUCCGAUCCAUGUCCCUCAAAGACUCGAUGAGCGACUCUCCAUUACAGUUUCUUUAAACCAAUUGUUGUGCCCUAACAGCUCUUGUGAUACCACAACUGGAAAUAGGAUAGCUGCAAGCUUAAAUAACGUUAGUUUUGAUACUCCUCAGAUCGAUAUUCUGCAAGCAUACUACAGGCACUUGAAAGGCGUAUAUGAUAAAGAUUUCCCAAGUGAGCCGCCGUACUAUUACAACUUCACGGGAGAUGUGUCCAACAUAUCAGUGUUCACAGCCCAAGGGACAAAGGCCAGGAUGAUAAAUUAUGGAGAAACAGUUGAAAUCGUGUUCCAAAACACUAAUUUGGGGGCUGCAUCAAGUCAUCCAAUGCAUUUACAUGGUUUCAGCUUCUAUCUGGUUGGAACAGGUUCAGGAAAUUUCAACAAUAUGACUGAUCCACUCUCUUAUAAUUUGGUUGAUCCACCUGAAGUUAAUACCAUCAGUCUUCCCAAAAACGGAUGGGCCGCAAUUCGAUUUGUCGCCAACAAUCCUGGAGUGUGGUACAUGCAUUGCCAUUUGGAGAGGCACGCAACCUGGGGCAUGGACACAGUUCUCAUUGUGAAGGAGGGGCCUAACAAGAAUGCAAAAAUGAUACCACCUCCCCCUUACAUGCCUCCUUGCUCUUAGUUAUAAUUAUGGACUUCAUUAUAUCAAAAGAUUUGAGUAAAAUCUUUUAGCAGAUUUUAAAAAUAAAAGGGAAUGUGAUUUAGCAAACAAUAAGACAGAUAUAAAUCAUAUUUUGUGAUAAACAACUUGAAUUUUUAUAAUGUUGACGGCUGUUUAUGUA